Phragmites australis (common reed) is the source of this 672-nucleotide messenger RNA. RefSeq names its product protein RESPONSE TO LOW SULFUR 3-like. NCBI's taxonomy places the organism in Eukaryota, Viridiplantae, Streptophyta, Magnoliopsida, Poales, Poaceae. The transcript has a single exon. Gene Ontology annotation, biological process: cellular oxidant detoxification. The coding region runs from base 115 to 438 and encodes 107 amino acids. The record is from RefSeq and is a predicted model, not a curated record.
CAGCACAGAGACCAAGCAAGCGGACGCGGCUGCUCAAGAAGCCACUGUCCACUUGAAUUCGAUCCUUCCAUCUCCUGGAAUUGUUUCUUGGCCUCUGUGCCUUGAUCCAGCUCAAUGGCGCCGGCCAUCUCCAUCGGCAUUGCCAUGCCCGCUUCCGGCGGCGUCAGGAAGACGAGCGUCGUCGUCGGCGCGGCCGAGGAGGCGGAGCUCCUGCGGCGGCGGAACGCCGAGCUGGAGCGGGAGGUGGCGGCGCUGCGCGCGGAGCUGGACGCGGCGCGGCGGCGCGCGGAGACGGCCGAGGAGGGCGAGGAGCGGCUGUGCGCGCAGCUGGGCGAGGCCGAGGUGGAGGCCGUCGAGCUCGCGCGCGCCUACCAGGGCCGCGUCCAGGAGCUCGCCCGGGAGCUCGGCGCCGCGCUCAGAGUCCCGGCCACAUCCUAGUAUAGUAGUAGCGGGCCGGGAUGGUUCUGUUCACGCGCAUCUUGCGACGCCAUUGAUCGACUUCAUCUUGGAUUCUUUAGCGCAAGCAGAGACAUGUCACAUGUAGAAUGAUAGAGUUGUAGUAUCAAAUAUAAUUCAUACGGCAUUAGCUACUCCUUUUCGGUGAUCAACUGCAUUUGAUGUUGCUGCCAACAAAUUUGCGUUGAAUUCUGUUGUGUCGUUUGACAGCUCGAA